This is a messenger RNA of Lymnaea stagnalis (great pond snail), 3528 nucleotides long. The record is from the annotation of a GenBank genome assembly. Lineage: Eukaryota; Metazoa; Mollusca; Gastropoda; Lymnaeidae.
CGGGUGGCGGUGUGCCCACUACGGGUGGCGGUGUGUCCACUACGGGUGGCGGUGUGUCCACUACGGGUGGCGGUGUGUCCACUACGGGUGGCUUUGUGAUCACUGCUGAUGAAGAUGUGUCCACCGCUGGCAGCGGCGUGUCCACUACUGACAGUGAACGGGCGUCAGAUCCAACACCAGGAACUUGUACUAAUCAGCCUCAUAAUUUCAUGUCCAAAGAGUUCAGCUGUCUAAAAUUUAAAGGAAACCACGGAGAGUCAGACUUAAAACUGCAACAAUUUACCAGACAAGACUUGGAACCUGACAAUAAACCAUUUUUAACAUGUCGUGCAAGAGAGCUAACUAUUCCACACACCUUCCGGAACAGAAGGGAAAUUCUGGAUCAAGGUUACUACCUAAAAGGUUAUAACGAUUUUUAAAAUAAGAUAUAUUUUACAUUUACAAAGUCUUCUCAGAUGACUUCUAGAAUUUCAUAUAAUUAUUAUUUUCUUGGCUUGCCACUUUUACAUGCAUUUAUUCGAGUUAGCCAUUGAAAUAGUCAUUCACUUUAUGGGUUUAAAAAAAAAUGUUUAAGGAUAUAAUCGUUGUCCAAUUUAGAUAGUUUUAUUGCUUUUCAUAAUCACAAUUGAGAUAUUUUCUGAACUAAAAAUAUAAAAUUUAAUUUUUUUUUUUGUUGUUGUUGAAACAACAACAUUUAAAAUAAAAACUUGAGGACCUCCAUCUCUCACACACGGUGACUGUUUUUUUAGGUUUGAUAAAUUGACACACGAAACCACAAACAUCUUACCUAGUCGUCUCACCAUGUAUUUUGAUACAUGAAACUACAAACAUCUUACCUAGUCGUCUCACCAUGUAUUUUGAUACAUGAAACUACAAACAUCUUACCUAGUCGUCUCACCAUGUAUUUUGACACAUGAAACUACCAACAUCUUACCCAGUCGUCUCACCAUGUAUUUUGACACAUGAAACUACCAACAUCUUACCUAGUCGUCUCACCAUGUAUUUUGAUACAUGAAACUACCAACAUCUUACCUAGUCGUCUCACCAUGUAUUUUGAUACAUGAAACUACAAACAUCUUACCUAGUCGUCUCACCAUGUAUUUUGACACACGAAACCACAAACAUCUUACCUAGUCGUCUCACCAUGUAUUUUGAUACAUGAAACUACAAACAUCUUACCCAGUCGUCUCACCAUGUAUUUUGAUACAUGAAACUACAAACAUCUUACCUAGUCGUCUCACAGAGUAUUUUGAUACAUGAAACUACCAACAUCUUACCCAGUCGUCUCACCAUGUAUUUUGACACAUGAAACUACAAACAUCUUACCUAGUCGUCUCACCAUGUAUUUUGAUACAUGAAACUACAAACAUCUUACCUAGUCGUCUCACCAUGUAUUUUGACACAUGAAACUACAAACAUCUUACCCAGUCGUCUCACCAUGUAUUUUGAUACAUGAAACUACCAACAUCUUACCCAGUCGUCUCACCAUGUAUUUUGACACAUGAAACUACAAACAUCUUACCCAUUCGUCUCACAAUGUAUUUUGAUACAUGAAACUACCAACAUCUUACCCAGUCGUCUCACCUUUAGAUCAGCCAAUUGACAGACAUAAUCUGAUCCUCUCCAUCCGUCCAGCGGAUAGUCAUCAGUAUAAAUAAAUAAUAAAAAAUAAAUAUUUAUAUAGAGCGACAAUGUGACUGUAGCCGGAUAAAAAUCCAACAUAGAUUAUUUAGAAUGUGUAUGCUAUACGGCUGUUAUUAAAUAAAUUAUUUAUUUGAGCCAUAUCUUUUUCGUUUUUUAAAACUUAUUUUAUUUUAAAUGAAAAUUGAUUUACUGUUCUCUCCAGAUAAUGUGACUGUGUUCGCUUGACUUAAUUUUUUUUUUACUUAAUGUUGUUUAUUGAUAUACAGAUACAAUUCUCCUUUGCUGCUACUCAUGUAACGCACACAUUUCAAAGAGUGCGAACUCAACACGGUUACGAGAGGGUCACUUGGAACAUUGUCUUCACCGUCAUGUAAAAAAGUUGGACAAAACUCCCGAGGUAAUGUAAUUGUAGAGGUUUUUACAUAUUAAGAUUUUUGUUAAAUUAGCAAUUAAUAGAAAACCAAUCGAUUAUAAUAAGUCUAGAGGAAGAUUGGUUAUAUCUAUAAUUUAUCUUUCACGUCAUUAACUUGGAGAAUAAACAGCGAGCGUCACGCAGAAAGUACAGGCCUUCAUAAAAACUUACCCUAGAAAGAUCCUGAACAUCAAAUGGCCAAACACCAUCACCAACAAAGACUUACUGGAAAGGACAUACCAGGAGCCCCAUUGCUGAAGACAUGAUGAGGAAAAGAUGGAGGUGGACAGGAAACAUUCUUCUUAAGCCCCUAGAUAACAUCACCAGACAUUCCCUAACAUGGAAUCCACAGGGAAAAAGAAAGAGAGGAGGGUCAAAGAUUACAUGGAAACGUGAGCUGGAGGCUGACACACAAAGUAUGGGAUACACAUGAAAGCAAAUGGAAAAGAAAUGACGGGGCCGAGAUGAAUGGAAAAAUUCUUGUAGGCGGCCUAUGUCCCAGAAGGGUAAAAAGCAUACAUAAUUAAGUUUCAAAUCAUAAUCUUUAAUCUUGUUUUAAUAUUGUGGUUUUGUUUUAUUUCUCAAUAGGAUGUUUUCGUGAACGAAAAUCCAGCAGGUAAAUACAAAUGUUUGUCAAUAAUUUUUAAUCAUUUGUAGCAAGCAACUUAAACAUCAGUUUGUUUCGUAAAAAGAAGGCUGUAAUAUUCGGAUGUAGCGUAAGAAUAAAAAAAAAAAUGAAAAUUAUGAAUUACUAUUUUUAAAAACCUGUUACAAGAAAUAGCAUUCUAACCUUAUUUUAGCUAAUAUUAAAGUAAACGUUGGGGAGCUGCGAGAUAAUUUUGUUGACCUUUCGGUAAAUAUAAUUCAAAAUAAAAAUGUAAUAUACAACUUUGUAAUGUUAUUCAACCUGUUAUUGUUACUGUGUAAUACAAUGUUAGGCAGGACAUUUCAUUUUAUAACCUGAACUCUUUGUAUAUUUUUAGACAUUUUUCUUGUUCUUCGAAUUUUUCUUCGCUUUUUAUUUUUCUUCUAUUAUUUAAUUUUUUUCAACACGCUAACAAGACUAAAUCGUAAUCUAGUAUUAUCAGGAGGUUUUUUUUUUUGGGUGGGGGGGGGGGGGGUGGGGUGUUGCACAUGGCGAACGCGACGCUACGGGAGCCCAUGGCUAGAAAUAUGAUACGGAUGUUAAUUUUCAUAAUGUUGUCCUUUCACUCUUUGUAGACAACGAAGCUUGCGUCUUCUGUAGAGUGAAACUUAAGAAAGUCCUGCUUCCUUGUAGCCAUCUCAUUUGUUGCAUUGACUGCUUACUUCAAGAGCUUCACAGCGGACCAUCUGGAGCUACGGGACCUUCUGAACCGCGCAAUGAGGGCAUAAAAUGUCCAUAUUGUGGGACAUAUUGCUCCCAGUAUUCAGUGAUUCAAUGGGAAUGAAACAGAUUGAAAAAAAAAUGAUAAAAAAAAAAUAUCACUGGG